This is a messenger RNA of Colletotrichum godetiae, 1078 nucleotides long. RefSeq lists its product as uncharacterized. The transcript has a single exon. The coding region runs from base 254 to 700 and encodes 148 amino acids. The record is from RefSeq and is a predicted model, not a curated record. NCBI's taxonomy places the organism in Eukaryota, Fungi, Ascomycota, Sordariomycetes, Glomerellales, Glomerellaceae.
UAGACCAUUGAUAAGAAAAUGCAUCGUACAAACUUUGGACUAUCGCCUGCGGGGUAAAAGACAUCAUACAUGCGCAAUCCUGAGCUCUUUUUCGCCCUCCCGCCCGCUUUCUCGGCCUACGCAGCUGCACUUCUAGGGGCUGGAUCGGCCAAUGUUCCCGGCAGUAAUGCAGUGAAGGGACCACCACGCCCUUGACCUACCUCGCGUCUCGCCUCGACGAUCAUCGCGAGUACGGCAGACACUCCUGCGUCCUAUGAGGAGCGAAGUAAUAGCAGUAGGUGGGGUCCCACGGGGUCUGAACUGUGUGUCGUUGAACCCCACCGGCGGAGUCGCUCCCGAAAGCCGAUGGCACCCGCCUCCGGGAUCGGUCCCAUCCGAGAAGUUCAUCCCUCCCGUGCCGUUUCCUCCUGCCGACCGAUUCAUUACACCCAAGAGCUCCCAUCUGAAAGGAAAUCAAUCGCCGCGGUUAAAGCAAGGUUAUAGGAGUCAUUUUUGUGCAACGCUUGUCUGCGAUUACAACAGCAUCCCACAAGAUCAUCAGGCCGAAAAGAAGGUUUCCCAACACCGCCCGCCGAUGGCAUCCCGCCUGCAUGCCGUCACCCCACCCCCUAGCGAGCCAGCCACCAGCAUGCCAGCCCAACGGCAAAACACGGGCGGGCGGGGCGGCGGUCCCGGCUACUUCACGCGGAGUUGCUGUUAGAGGCAUUGGCGCGCCCGCGUACCUUACACCCAAGGCAUGGAAACGUAAAAGGUACUCUGUACAGAGGGUGUGGUAAUUCGCGCACCACAACUCAACAGUUAAAGUAGGUACACAACGUGACAAAAGGAACAUGUGAACGAAACUUGCUCAAAUCUUCGAGUCCAUGUGUCGUUUGGAAUGGGCCGUCUCUGAGUGGCUGCUGAGGAGAGCUUAACCGCCGAUGUAGGAUUGGCCUGCGCCGGUGAGGCUUUACCUGGGCUCCGUAUCUUUACUAGAGUACUCGCAACACACGGGCGUCGGAUCCUUCCUUGGCAAGCGUCAUGUGACUACCACGGAGGAGACACUCUCGUUCACUUCAGUAGGGGUAUUGGAAUGGUG